Messenger RNA from Akanthomyces muscarius, 267 nucleotides. RefSeq lists its product as uncharacterized. The record is from RefSeq and is a predicted model, not a curated record. NCBI's taxonomy places the organism in Eukaryota, Fungi, Ascomycota, Sordariomycetes, Hypocreales, Cordycipitaceae. Bases 1 to 267 code for a protein of 88 amino acids. The transcript is spliced from 3 exons.
AUGCCGUGGUACAUCAACCCUCUGCACCCCUCUCCUCCCUGCGCCAGCAGUCGCCAACAGCUCCGAGUCGUCCCCCUCGUCCUCUAUUGGUUCGCUCGCGCCAUCUUUUGCUACGUCGUCUUGCCUGUGUGGUCAACUUCCCGUCUGAGCGGCCUCUCUGCCACACCACAUAUCCGAAAGAAUCUCGCCAUCUGCAACGGCUUGCUGCUUCUGGCCCAGCCCCAUCCCACAUUCCACUACGGGGAUUUUCGUUCUGCGCCGCAAUAA